AUGGGGGCGGCUGUAACCAGUACUGCUCUCUACCUGAGAGCCUCUCUCCUAGUGCUCGGUCUGGAAGUACUUCUGGUCCUAGCCAACUGCCUCGACUUGUCCCUUGUGCUUCCCCCAGGGUCGGCUGAGCGAGUGAUCCCCAAGGAAAUAAGUCCCCCGAAGUGGGGCCCGAAGGUGUCUGGGCAACUCUCCUACAGUCUGUACAUCACAGGCAAGAAGCACGUCUUGCACCUACUCCCGAAGAAGCUGCUGCUACCCCGGCACCUGCCCGUGUCCAUCUACACCACCCAGGGAGUUUUGCUGGAGGAAGAUCCCUUUAUCCGGAACGACUGUUACUACAAUGGCUAUUUGGAGGGGGCCCUUAAGUCCAUGGCGGUCCUCAGCACCUGCUUGGGGGGGCUCUGGGGAAUGCUCCAGGUGAACGAGAAAUACUAUCAAAUCCAGCCCAACCGGGCUUCCUCCACCUUUGAGCAUCAUCUCUACCGAGUAGCAAACCUAGGCACUAAUAACCUGACCCGUGCUUUAGCCAGGGAGGAGCUAGAUAAGAACUUCUUUCAGGCUUACUGGGCCACAGCAUCCGAACACAGGUCCUCUUUCGAUGAUGGCCAAUUGCACAGGCAGUAUGUGGAGGUGGGAGUUGUAGUGCGCAAUUCAAGGUACAAAUCCCUGACCGACAACCUAACUAUGGUGCUACAGGACAUGCUGUUCACUCUCAACCUGGUGGACUCGCUAUUUAUGCAGAUCAAGGCACACGUGUCUUUGUCUUCUUUGGAAUUCUGGACAAACCCUAGCCCUAAGAAUAUAAUCAAGAAGCUGGGAAGUAUUCUUAAUAGUUCUGACAGUUUGGAAAGCAAGAGCCCUGAGGAGCAGCAAUUUUGUGAUUUUCUGCAUCUCUUCCAGGAGCAUAGUUUCGACCCUAUCUUUGGAAUAGACUGGAGGUCCACACUAUGCAACCUUUCUCCUGGGGUGGCCAUUAAGACUAAUCUUAGAUUCCUGAUCAUUUUCUCUGUUCUUGUUUCUCGUGAAAUGGGGCAUAAUUUAGGCAAGCCCAGGGUUAAGAAAAACUUGCAAGGUCAAAAGAAACCCUUCCUCUUGGGGAGUAGGACCCAAACCUCCGGGUCCUCCAAAAGCAGCUGUACUUUUAAUGGUCAUCUGGCUUCAAUGGGCAGUCGGACCAGCUGUCUCAGUGGCACAUCUAUGGUGAGGAUGGAAAAACAGAAAUGUGGAAACAAAGUCGUGGAAAAAGGAGAGGAAUGUGACUGUGGCUCUAAGGCACAAUGCAGAAAUAAUCCCUGUUGCCAGCAAGGCUGUAUUCUGUCCAAGGGGGCCGAAUGUAGCACUGGCCUUUGCUGUAAAGAUUGUAAAAUUCUUCCGGCUGGAAGGGUGUGUCGAGGACAGGCCAAUGAGUGUGACCUCCCAGAGUUCUGCAAUGGAACUUCAGGGUUUUGCCCAGAUGACAUAUACAAACAAGAUGGCAUACCUUGUAGUGGGAAAGGAUAUUGUUACAAGAAAAGGUGUGGAAGUCAUCUUCGGCAGUGUCAAGCUCUUUUUGGUCAACAAGCUGAGAAUGCCCCCUCCAAAUGUUAUCAGGAAGUAAAUAGUCGAGGCGAUAGGUUUGGUAACUGUGGACCUGGGCAAGUGUCCUUUUUCAAAAGCUGUGACACCCAGAAUAUCUUAUGUGGAAGAGUGCAGUGUGUCAAUAUUGACACCAUUCCUCGGGUACCUAAAUAUUACACCCUGAUUCAGACUUACUUAAAAGAACCACUUGCAAAGGAAGGAGUCUUGUGUUGGGGAACAGCUUUUAACAAGACUGCAAAAAAGAAGGGUUUAACUGAUCUUGGAGCUGUGGAAGAUGGCAGCUCUUGCGGGGAAAAAAUGAUAUGUGUUAACAAGACCUGCCUCAAUAUCUCUAGCAUCCAGCAGGAGUGUAUUCCGGAGCAGUGCAACUAUCGAGGUGUGUGCAACAACAGAGGGAAUUGCCACUGUGAUCUUGGAUGGGCCCCUCCUUUCUGUCAGAAUCCUGGCUAUGGAGGAAGCAAUGAUAGUGGACCAUUAGUAGAUCCUGGGAGUGAGACUAACCCAAGUUUCCUAUCCUGGAGGACUUAUUUAAUUCGAGGUAGCAUUUGCUCAAGUUUUGUAAUGCUUAAGUGGGCUGUGAUAAUGUUGUAUAAAAAGAGAAAGUAG
Messenger RNA from Gracilinanus agilis (Agile Gracile Mouse Opossum), 2184 nucleotides. Its product is annotated as disintegrin and metalloproteinase domain-containing protein 30-like. NCBI's taxonomy places the organism in Eukaryota, Metazoa, Chordata, Mammalia, Didelphimorphia, Didelphidae. The record is from RefSeq and is a predicted model, not a curated record. The coding region runs from base 1 to 2184 and encodes 727 amino acids. Gene Ontology annotation, biological process: proteolysis. Gene Ontology annotation, molecular function: metalloendopeptidase activity. The transcript has a single exon.